AUGUACGGAAUGUUAUUACAAAGUGUGCAAUAUUUUGUACAGCUGGAGUACGGAGAAGACGUGUGGAAAGAAAUUGUGGAAGCAGCACAAAUCAAACACAGCGUUUUCCAUACCCAUCAGGUAUAUCCUGAUAACUUUAUGUCUGCACUAGCUUCAGCCUGCGCAAAACAACACUCUUUAAGGUAUGAUGUAACUGUAAAGGCAACUGGAAGACACUUCACUGAUUUUCUUGAAAGUGUAGAUAACAUUCAUUCCCAGUUUAUUUUUACUUACCCGAAAAUGAAAAGCCCAUCGAUUUAUUUAACAGAUAUUGAUGCAGGCGGUUGCAUCUUAGUAUACCGAAGUGGACGAUCUGGAUUCACACAAUACGUUAUGGGUCAACUUCAGCAAAUUGCAAAGGACUUCUUCAAUCUUUCUCUUAAUGUUAAGGUUCUGGACAAAGCGAGUUCAGCCAGUGGCUCAAAAAACACAGUUAUCGUAACUUACAGAUUGGAUUUCGAUAAUAAAGCUUAUAUAUUACAUAAAUCGAAAAGAGAGUCCUUCCAUCAAUACAAACAAUUAUCGGCAUUUCCUUGCUCCCUAUUAUUGGAAUUAUUUCCCUUCGGUAUAAUCAUUAAUCCAGAUAUGAAAAUUAUGGGUGGUGGAGAAAAGUUGGUGGAAAUUUGGAGAGGAGAGGAAAGUUUCCUGAAUAAACCUGUCAUUAAAUAUUUUAAACUCAGGAGACCCAAAGGCAUACCUUUCAACUGGAAAAAUACACUCAAUUUGAGGGCUGUGAUGUUUGAAUUAGAAUGUAAUAGAGGAUCCAGCGAUUUCACUUUGGAAGCCGAACAUACUUUAGAUGACGAAAAAGAAAAGGAAAAAGAAAAAGGAAAUUCUCCACAGCCGGGUACAAAAAAUAUUUUACUGAAAGGUCAAAUGAAGUAUAUAAAGGACAUCAAUGCAAUCAUUUACUUAUGCAGUCCAAUAAUAAAUGAUUUGGAUGAAUUACCAGACCAAGGUAUAUAUUUAAAUGAUUUAAAUCAUCAUGGAUUAAGUAAAGAAAUGGUGCUGGCUGGUUGGCAACACAAUUCAAAAUUGGAAAUGAUGUUUGACAAAGCUGAAGAAAGGUCUGAUGAACUACAAAAAAGUUACGAACUACUGGACACUUGGAAGAGGAGAGGUGACGAUUUGUUAUAUUCAAUGAUACCUAAAACCGUGGCUGAUAGACUGCGUACCGGUCAAUCCCAUUUAAGUACUUGCGAGUCAUUUGACAGUAUUUCCAUUAUGUUCUGCGAGUUAGUUGGAUUAACAUCCAAGACUGUCGAAGAAACCAUGGAAAUGGUUACAAUAAUGAAUGCGGCAUUUUCUUGCUUUGAUGCUAUAAUGGACAGAUUUAGUGCUUAUAAGGUAGAAACUGUCGGACAAAUAUAUAUGGCGGCCAGUGGAGCCCCAGAAAGAAGGGAGGAUCACGCAGAACUUAUUGCCAAUGUUGCUCUCACAAUGAUUCGAGAAGUGAAGGAAAUAAGUGUUCCUUCUGGAAAAGGAGUGGAUAUUCGAAUAGGAAUUCACUCCGGAUCUGCAGUGGCUGGAGUUGUAGGAUUAAAAGUUCCCCGAUACUGCUUCUUCGGUGAUACAAUUAACACUGCGUCAAGAAUGCAAUCAACAAGUUUGCCGGGAAAAAUUAAUAUAUCGUCCGGAACGAAAAAACUUCUCAAGCCGGAUAAAUUCAAGAUAGAAAAUCGAGGAGUUGUUCAAGUGAAAGGUAAAGGAGAAAUGAAUACGUUUUGGCUGUGCGAAAUAUAACAACUUGUGGCCGUUUUAGUUCUGUGUAGAUAAUGAAAAAUAAAACUAAACAUUUACGGUUUAUAUUUA
Aethina tumida (small hive beetle) is the source of this 1851-nucleotide messenger RNA. Its product is annotated as soluble guanylate cyclase 89Db-like. The record is from RefSeq and is a predicted model, not a curated record. The coding region runs from base 1 to 1782 and encodes 593 amino acids. Gene Ontology annotation, cellular component: guanylate cyclase complex, soluble. Gene Ontology annotation, biological process: response to oxygen levels; cGMP biosynthetic process; nitric oxide-cGMP-mediated signaling. NCBI's taxonomy places the organism in Eukaryota, Metazoa, Arthropoda, Insecta, Coleoptera, Nitidulidae. The transcript is spliced from 13 exons. Gene Ontology annotation, molecular function: oxygen sensor activity; guanylate cyclase activity; heme binding.